Molecule: messenger RNA, 1135 nt
Organism: Perkinsus marinus ATCC 50983
Lineage: Eukaryota; Perkinsozoa; Perkinsida; Perkinsidae
Product: Ubl carboxyl-terminal hydrolase, putative
Exons: 4
Biological process (GO): protein deubiquitination
Cellular component (GO): nucleus; cytosol
Molecular function (GO): cysteine-type endopeptidase activity; cysteine-type deubiquitinase activity
Source: RefSeq, a predicted model, not a curated record
AUGAAAGAGCUGGGUCUUGACAAAGGGUUCGAGCCCAUCAGAACAGGGCCGUUCGCUGGCAUCCGCAACUUGGGCGCUACGUGUUACGUGAAUUCCCUAUUGCAAGCUCUCUUCUUCACUAAGCCUUUCCGAACGGCGACCCUCAAUCUUCCGACCGCCGACUUGAACGGCCGUAGUUCGGCAUUCAAUCAGCAGGCAGCAAGCCUGAGGGCACUGCAGGUGCUAUUUGGUGAGAUGCAAUGUGGUAUCAGCGCAACGUGCGAGUCGUCGGUGACGGCAUUCGUGGAGGCGUGUAAGAUCCACACUUCGACGCAUGAGGACCCGAGUGAGUUGGCUAUGCUCUUGCUAAGUUGGCUUCAACGACUGAUUCCGAAAGGAGUGCCUGACUUCGUUGAAGAGACCUUUGGUGGCCUGGUGAUAUACGAGACAACUUGUCGAAGCUGUGGGUCCAUCUCCAGGCAGACGGAGGUCUUUGCUGAGAUGCGGGUGCCUUUGCCCUACGCCCCUACUACUGGUGGCGAGGUCCUUCUGGAAGAUCUGGUUGCUGACGUUUUUGCUCCAGAGGUGUUCUCGGACGAAAGCCACUACUACUGUUGUGCAUGUGGCAAGUACUGCGAGGCGGUCCGUCGGCAGUGGAUCAAGUCGGCCCCUCCGUUCCUGUGGAUCACCAUGCAUCGUUAUGCCUUCACCGAUGGGGUCCGGCGGAAGAUUCUGACCGAGCUGUCGUUCCCUCUCACUGGUCUGGACUUGACCUCGUUCAACGCCAGGGUCUACGACUGUGUAGGUGCCCUGGAGCAUCACAGCACUGUGGCUCAUGCAGGUCACUACACAGCCACUCUCAAGGACCACAGUACUGGUAUAUGGUGGCGAUUUGAUGAUGGACAUGUUCGCGAGGUUGACUGGGCUCCGGUCGAUGGAGAGGUGCAGGCUGGAGAGUCCCCCUCGGAGCGAGCGUUGAAGAGGAGACGGACGGCACCGGAGAGAGCGAGCUCGCAUACGGCGUAUAUGCUGUUGUAUGUUCAGCAGGGUUACAAGGUCGACGAUUGUCCGGACCUGCCUUCUUGGCUGGCAGCUGAGGUGAAUAGGAAGAAUGAGGCCCUUAGACUGCCGGAGACCUUCGACCAUCAACGCUUGU